Messenger RNA from Nycticebus coucang (slow loris), 952 nucleotides. Its product is annotated as gametogenetin-binding protein 1-like. The record is from RefSeq and is a predicted model, not a curated record. The coding region runs from base 6 to 773 and encodes 255 amino acids. Lineage: Eukaryota; Metazoa; Chordata; Mammalia; Primates; Lorisidae. The transcript is spliced from 7 exons.
AGGUCAUGGCCCAGGGUGUCGAGGUGAAGCCAGUCCUGCCCACAGGAAGCCAGAAGGAGCUUGGCAAUCUGUCUGAAAAGAAAGAAGAGGAGGAGGAGCCAACAGGGGAGGCCUCUAGGGUUCCAAGGGCACCAGGCAGGGUCCACUUUACACAGGCCCUGGCGGUGGAGCAAGAACAAUCACAGAGUGCCAUGAGGCCACCGCCUCUGGAGGUCCAGCCUGAGGCCUUCCACAGGGAGGAGGAGGAGGAGUGUCUGCUUGAUGGAGACCUCAAGUUAGCCUCUUCCAAGGUGGAGGCAACUCCCUGGAACCGCCUUCUCUGUCUGUACAAGCAGCUUCAGAAAUCGGUCAUGGCCAAGCUUCUCAAGGAGGGCUUGCCCCAUGAGGAGGAGGAAGGAGCUGACCAGGAAAUAGAAGAGGACAGCUCAUUCAAGCCCUGUGUCCCAGUCACCCUUCAGUCACCACUGUCUAAAACUUUUGGUUCUACAGAAACAGUAGGUUUCGUGGAGUCAGAAUUAAAGAAGCUUCUGGCAGUACAGCGAGAGUCUCAUCUCUGGAAGUUGGGCAGCCAGGAGGGCCAAGAGCUACUGACUCAGCCAGAGAUCACCCUGGAGGAGGGACACCAAGCUGAGAGGGAAGGAGGCCACCCCCCAGCAUUCUGCUGGGGGCCUGGGGGAGAGGUGCUGAGGCCACUGAAGCUCCACCCUAGUCUGGAAGGAAAGCACGUGCUUCUUGAGGAGAUGGACAAGAUGGGAAACCGACCUCCAGAAUGAAGCUGGUGCUGGCUCUGAGUCUGCCCUGGAACUGGUACACAGGGUAUAUCCAAGAAGCCCCUAGGACCAGGGUAUCUUGGGACAAACUAUCCACAUGUCUGUAGGGUCGUCCUGCCCAGCAUACUGUCCCUGCCCAUCAGACUCAGGCCUGUGAUUUUAUCAAUAAAAAACUACUUUGA